AUGGCCAGGAACGCUUUGCAAAAGGACCAAUUCGUCAAGCUCAUCGUCGGCGCUGGCCAGGCCAGCCCCAGUCCUCCUGUCGGUCCGGCGCUGGGUAGCAAGGGUGUCAAGAGCAUGGACUUUUGCAAGGAAUUCAAUGCCCGCACUGCCCACAUCAACGUCGGUGUCCCUAUUCCCGCGCGCGUCACCGUCCGCCCCGACCGCUCCUUUUUCUUCGACCUCCGCACGCCGACUACUACCUACCUCCUCCUGAAUGCUGCCAAUGUCGAGCCUCGCAAGAACCGUCUGCGCGGAGCCAUGAACCCCGGCCAUGAGAUCUGCGGCAAGAUCUCGCUCAAGCACGUCUACGAAAUUGCCAAGAUCAAGCACAGCGAGACGCGGCUAUCGGGAUUGAGUCUGCAGGGAUUGUGCAAGAGUGUUAUUGCGCAAGCCAAGUCGAUUGGUAUCCAGGUUGUUCCUUGA
Molecule: messenger RNA, 462 nt
Organism: Penicillium cataractarum
Lineage: Eukaryota; Fungi; Ascomycota; Eurotiomycetes; Eurotiales; Aspergillaceae
Product: mitochondrial 54S ribosomal protein uL11m
Exons: 2
Coding region: 1-462 (153 amino acids)
Biological process (GO): translation
Cellular component (GO): mitochondrial large ribosomal subunit; ribosome
Molecular function (GO): large ribosomal subunit rRNA binding; structural constituent of ribosome
Source: RefSeq, a predicted model, not a curated record